Vidua chalybeata is the source of this 2012-nucleotide messenger RNA. RefSeq names its product coactivator associated arginine methyltransferase 1 (gene CARM1). Gene Ontology annotation, biological process: peptidyl-arginine methylation. NCBI's taxonomy places the organism in Eukaryota, Metazoa, Chordata, Aves, Passeriformes, Viduidae. Gene Ontology annotation, molecular function: protein-arginine N-methyltransferase activity. The record is from RefSeq and is a predicted model, not a curated record. The transcript is spliced from 15 exons. Bases 26 to 1876 code for a protein of 616 amino acids.
UGGGCGGGGCGCGGCGCGGUCCAAGAUGGCCGCGGUGUCGGUGUUCCCCGGCGUGCGGCUCCUCACGGUCGGGGACGCGAACGGGGAGAUCCAGCGGCACCAGGAGCAGCAGCCGCUGCGCCUCGAGGUCCGCACCGGCCCCGACAGCGCCGCCAUCGCCCUCUACGGCCAUGAGGACGUCUGCGUGUUCAAGUGCUCCGUGUCGCGCGAGACCGAGUGCAGCCGGGUGGGGAAGCAAUCCUUCAUCAUCACGCUGGGCUGCAACAGCGUGCUGCUGCAAUUCGGGACCCCCACCGAUUUCUGCUCCUUUUACAACAUCCUGAAGAACUGCCGCGGCCACAACACGGAGCGCUCGGUGUUCAGCGAGCGCACGGAGGAGUCCUCGGCCGUGCAGUACUUCCAGUUCUACGGGUACCUGUCCCAGCAGCAGAACAUGAUGCAGGACUACGUGCGCACGGGGACGUACCAGCGGGCGAUCCUGCAGAACCACAGCGACUUCAAGGACAAGAUCGUGCUGGACGUGGGCUGCGGCUCCGGGAUCCUCUCCUUCUUCGCCGCGCAGGCCGGGGCGCGCAAGAUCUACGCGGUGGAAGCCAGCACCAUGGCCCAGCACGCCGAGGUGCUGGUGAAGAGCAACAACCUGACGGAGCGGAUCGUGGUGAUCCCGGGCAAGGUGGAGGAGGUGUCGCUGCCCGAGCAGGUGGACAUCAUCAUCUCGGAGCCCAUGGGCUACAUGCUCUUCAACGAGCGCAUGCUCGAGAGCUACCUGCACGCCAAGAAGUACCUGAAGCCCAGUGGGAAUAUGUUCCCCACGAUCGGCGACGUGCACCUGGCGCCCUUCACGGACGAGCAGCUCUACAUGGAGCAGUUCACCAAGGCCAACUUCUGGUACCAGCCCUCCUUCCACGGCGUUGACCUCUCGGCGCUGCGCGGGGCCGCCGUGGACGAGUACUUCAGGCAGCCCGUGGUGGACACCUUCGACAUCCGGAUUUUAAUGGCCAAAUCCGUCAAAUACACCGUGAACUUCUUGGAAGCCAAGGAGGGCGACUUGCACAGGAUAGAAAUCCCCUUCAAAUUCCACAUGCUGCACUCGGGGCUGGUGCACGGCCUGGCCUUCUGGUUCGACGUGGCCUUCAUCGGCUCCAUAAUGACGGUGUGGCUCUCGACGGCCCCCACGGAGCCGCUGACCCACUGGUACCAGGUGCGGUGCCUGUUCCAGUCCCCGCUCUUCGCCAAGGCCGGGGACACGCUCUCAGGGACCUGUCUGCUCAUCGCCAACAAGAGACAGAGCUACGACAUCAGCAUCGUGGCCCAGGUGGACCAGACAGGCUCCAAGUCCUCCAACCUCCUGGACCUGAAAAACCCCUUCUUCAGGUACACGGGCACGACCCCCUCGCCCCCCCCCGGCUCCCACUACACGUCGCCGUCGGAGAACAUGUGGAACACGGGCAGCACCUACAACAUGAGCACGGGCAUGGCCGUGGCCGGGAUGCCGGCGGCUUACGACCUGAGCAGCGUCAUCGCCGGCGGCUCCAACGUGGGCCACAACAACCUGAUCCCGUUAGGUGAGCCCGGGGAGGGGGCUCAGAACGAGAGUGGGGGGGGGGGGGGGGUCUCACAACCCCCCACCCCCCCAGCCUCACCGUGCCCCCCCACCCCCCACCCCACAGCCAACACCGGCAUCGUCAACCACACCCACUCCAGGAUGGGCUCCAUCAUGAGCACGGGGAUUGUGCAAGGCUCGUCCAGCGGCCAGAGCGGCGCCGGCUCCAGCACCCACUACCCCCUGAACAGCCAGUUCACCAUGGGGGGCCCCCCCAUCUCCAUGGCCUCCCCCAUGUCCAUCACCACCAACACGAUGCACUACGGCAGCUAAAGGGCCCCCCCCGGCUCCCAAAAACCCAGGAAAAACCAAAAUCGGGGACCCCCCACCCCCCCCGCCCCGGGGGUCCCUCCCUCCCCCCUCGCUCCGUGCCGGACCCGGAGGGGAUUUUUGAUUUUUUUGGGAUUUU